Messenger RNA from Stegodyphus dumicola, 5937 nucleotides. Its product is annotated as cell adhesion molecule Dscam1-like. Gene Ontology annotation, molecular function: protein binding. Gene Ontology annotation, cellular component: plasma membrane; axon. Lineage: Eukaryota; Metazoa; Arthropoda; Arachnida; Araneae; Eresidae. Gene Ontology annotation, biological process: cell-cell adhesion; axon guidance. The record is from RefSeq and is a predicted model, not a curated record.
CAAAGUUAUUUGUUAAAAUACGAAUAUAACAUAAGCACUAAGUGAAAACAAAAUACAAGCUUUUGGUAAAAUUUUAUUUGCUAUGCAUUUGUGUUUAAUAUUGUUGAGUUAUAUUAAUAUUAUACAGUUAAUAUAUUUCUAAAUGCAAAUUUUAGUUCAUGAACUGGAACAGUGAGGGCGCUAGCAUUCGUUCCGUAGAUGAAGCCCAGUUAAGUGAAUAACGCCAGCCAUAAUGCGUUAUUUUAUUUCUGCGUUUUGAAACUUCUUGUGACUUUAUAAAUUGCUUUGCAUGUGAUCAGUAAUUUCUGAAAAAAAUUGUUUAUUAGCCAAUACGGCAAUAUUUUUUUCAAAAAAUCUAUAGUUUCUGUCACACUGAAGCAUGGCGCAUAUUCUUCCUCUGUGGAAGGUGAUAUGUCUAAAUUUUCUGCUGCUCGCCAUUGGAAAGUUUGGAAUAGGCGAAGGCUCCUUAAAAGUUCAACAGUUUUCAUUUCCUUCUGAUUCGGAGAUCGGUAAAAGAGUAAGUGCCACAUGCACGCCGGCAUCUGGCGAGAAAAUGGAAUUUAAAUGGCUAAAAAAUGGCAGAGAACUAACGAAAGGACUCAAUAUCGACAUUCGAUCAUAUUCGGAUCUCUCUACCCUAGUGAUUGAUCCUCUAACUGAAGAUGAUACUGGAAACUACACUUGCAUUGUAAAUUCUGGAGGAAGAACAGGAAGUUACACAACGUCUCUCGAGGUUUUAGUGCCGCCUUCCUGGAUUUCCAUGCCAAAUGACAUCGAUGCAUUGAGCGGUAAUUCAGUAACUUUAAACUGCAAAGGAUUAGGUAGACCACAACCUACAGUAGCAUGGUCGAAGACUAUCGGUGAAAGCUUGGAUUUUAUGCCACUGUCUGUAAAUCAUCUUACUAUUCAAUCAAAUGGAAGUCUGCACUUAAGCUCCAUUCAGAAAGAAGAUGAAGGAAUGUACAAAUGCAAUAUAUCCAAUGGUAUAGGUUCCCCACUUUUCAAAACAAUUGCUGUAAAAGUAAUAGUUCCCGCGCGUUUCGAAGAGAAAUUUACUCUGCAGUCUGUUCGCAGAGGUGAAACAGCCACUCUUAAAUGCGAAGCCAUCGGUGAUAAGCCAUUAAGUAUAACAUGGACGAAAGAUAAAGCGGAAAUUGACUUCAAGAAACAUACCAGGUUGGAAAAAUUUGAUAGAGACGUUGAGAAAGGGCUAAGUUCGGAAUUGAUCAUUCGAACUUCGGAUAGAAAAGAUGGAGCCAUCUACGGCUGUUUAGCAAAAAACGAAUACGGUUCAGAUGAGCGGAAUGUGAAGUUACUAGUCGUUGAGGUACCAAACAAACCUCUGGAUGUGAAAGUGAAAGAAGUGUGGAGCAGGACAGCUAGCAUUACGUGGCCCGCUCCUUACUCGGGUAACAAACCCAUCACUAAGUACAUCAUCCAGUACUGGAGAAACAGAGGUGGACCUCAUAGACUUUUGGAAGAAACAGUUCCAAGUAGUCACACAACAGUUUUACUGAAAAAUUUGCAACCCGGAACGCCAUAUGCAGUAACGGUUCUGGGUGAAAAUGAAAUCGGACAGGGACUACCAUCAGAUAUCCUCGAGCUUGUAACAGGAGAAGAAGAACCAAGUGGUCCUCCUACAGAUGUUUGGGUUGAAGCUAAAAGUUCCAGCUCCAUUUUAGUGACGUGGAAACCUCCACCACGUGAGCUGUGGAAUGGGCAACUUCGCGGAUAUUUUGUUGGCUAUAAAGUGGAUGGAUCUUCACACCCAUAUUCAUUCAAGACUGUCGAUAAUGUCGUAGAAGAAAACCAAGAAUAUACGUUGACUAAUCUCACGAAAUCUAAUAAGUACAAUAUUGUAGUGAAAGCCUACAAUAGUGCAGGAACAGGUCCCCCUUCUCAAGACCUGGUGGCUAAACCAUUGGAUGGAGGAUUUAAAUCCGAAGUAUAUGGAGGAGUUUCGAUAACUUCAGGGCAGCUGUAUCCCAAGAGAAAAUUUACGGCAGUACGUUUAGAAUCGUUUAUCCUGAUAGAACGCAUUCCAAAUUUUCUUCCAGAUGUUCCAGGGGCUCCAGCUUUUACCGUUGUUGCAGCCUCCGAAUCUAAAAUAAGUCUGAGAUGGGGAGAUCCUCCAUCUAGGAAUAUUCCUGUUACAGGUUAUACUUUGCACUACAAGAAAGAAGGAGGUGAAUGGUUUCAUAUUCCAAUCAUAGCAUCUAGCAGCAAGAACCGUUUCACAAUCACUGGCUUGGAAAGUUCUACAGCAUAUAAAAUUUUCAUAACUGCUUCUAAUCAGUAUGGAAAUGGUGAACCCAGUGAUAUCACGACUGUCACUACUUCAAUGAAAGGCUUUGUAAUCGGCAACACGGAAACAUACGUUGAUCUUUCAGUUAUUGUUCCUGUUGCUGCCUGCAUUCUUGCCUUUAUUGUAGUCACCAUCGUUGUCAUUAUUUACUAUAGGAAGUCCAAAGCUCGAAACAGUCUUGAAAGAGCUUUUCAAGGCGGUAAACCAUUUCCUUAUACGGGUUCCACUCAGCGGUACAUCGAUAUCGACAAGACACGGCUUCCAGCUGAACCAGGCACUCUAACUUCUUCAUAUGCCACCAUACCAGCGAAUGAACUUACUGAUGAAGCAACGCAAGAAAUGAAAGCCUUUAUGCAUGGAAAUAUGAAAGACAGACCACUUCCUUCCAAGCCAUCUUCGAUGAAAAAGAAAAACAAAGGACAUGUUUACGACACUGCGCAAUAAAAAUGAUAGCAGGAUUGUUACUGCUAUCAUGAAAUAAAACCGGAGAAACAGUGUAACAGUUUUCCCAUCGUGAUCUAAAAUAUGUAUUCUGCUUCUGAUCUGAUGGAGCACCAUUAUUCGGCUCUGUUAGAUGAAAAGGAUAUGGAAGAGGACCAAGAAGAAUUGAUGACAGUGAUGUUUCAAAGUUUGUCUUCUUUAUUAUGACUAAAAUCAAACUCCAUUUUAUCAGCCAUUAUUUUAUCUCCAAGAGCAUAGUUUCAAUCGGAUGUUUUCUUUCAUGAAAUGAAAUACUAUAGCCAAGGUUAAAACAUUAGAAAUUCAUACAUAUUAUAGCGUUGUUUUAAUACCUAUCAAAUAAGCAGCAAAAUACCCUAUAUGUGUUUAUUGUACGUGUGUUCAUGUUUGUUUCAUAGAAAAAGUAUCAUAGAUGCAUAAUGUUGGAUGUGUAAUUUUAUUUAAAAUGCAAUUAUUGUUAGUUAAACACGAUUUGUAAAAAUAAUUAACCAAUCUUAUUUAUAUGCAAAUCUGGUAAAUAAGACUUCAGUGUUGCAUGAAAACAAAACGUUAUGGUUGUAAAAUCAUUAAUCUGUACUGCAUUUUAAUUUCUUAUACUACCAAGUAAAUUCUUCGCUUUAAAACCAAAAGCGGUACAAAUUAUUAAACGUGUAAACUGCAUUAUUUUAAAUGUAAACAAAAUCAUUAUUUACAUUAAUGCAUUUAAUUUCUUAGGUUCAAUUACAUACAAGAGUUAAUUUUUACAGAAUAAAUAAUAAAUAUUUAGACGUAUUUGUUUUCAACCCAAAUAUAAAAAUAUUCAAAUUUAAUUAUACUGAACUUAAAAGAAUAAAUGAAGAAAAUAGUACGGUCUUUCAGAAUCUAUUAACAGUUGUUUUAAAAUACUUUAAAAAAUUAUACUAUUUGAAGGUAAAAAAUUGUAUAGACAGAAGCGUAAAUUUUAUUACUCUUGAGCAUACAGAUAAAAUGAAAUAAAUUAUCAAUGGUUACAAGCAGGAAUAUUUAAAUAUUUUCGAUUUUAAAUAAUAAUUUAAUAAGGUGAUACCAUAAGUGAACGGAAAAAAAAAUAGCUAUGUUCUGUAAAGCAUUUUUAGCGCAAAUUAUAUCUCGUGUUUUAUUAAAUUCACUUACUGGUCUUCUUGUAUUAACAGAAAGCAAACAAAAGCAUUUUCUUUUCCGACACAAGUUAAUUUUUCAUUCUUUUGGGUGCUCUUUGUAAGUUUUUAUGUUUAUUAAUCGAUUAUCUUUUUUAUUUUUAUCUUUAUUAUCGCUUCUACUUUUGUGGGCUCCCACCAGGAUGCAAAUAUAGUUAAAGUAUAUAAGAACAAAGUUCUUGAAGUUAAAGCAGAGCCUUUUGCAGCGACCGCUGACGUUCUCCAUACUCUUUACGCACACUCUGAAAUUAGUUGGGUCGGCAUUAACAUUUUGCCAGCCUUGUUUGCUCAUGAUCACAUGAGCAAACAAGACCUCGAGUUAAAGCACUUUGAAUGUGAAAGUAAAUGUGAAUUGCAUACUUUAACUGUUUUAAUUUUUAUUUUGAUUCUUCUGUUUUGUUAAAUCCGACAACAAGAGGUGACUUAUUUUGCGAUACAAGAACUGCGUAGUUUUUAAGUCGAAGUUCUAAUUAAAAAGAUUUGUUUUAAACCUUAUGAAUUUGUAGUUACUUAAGAUUAAAAAGGGGUGGUAAGUCACCUGAUUGUAUACACAAAGUUACAAUUCAAUUCUGAAGCACAUGGGUUCCGUAUAAUUUUCGAAAAACUUUAUCUUGACUAAGUGCUGAAAUACUGUUUCUUGAUUUGUGUUUCUAUUUUACAUAUUAUAUGUGAUCUCGGCAUGUGCAUCUGAUACACGCAGAGAAUAAAUCAUAGGUUCAUAAUCUACCCACGAUUGUAUCCUUGUUGCUGUCAUCAAUUGUUUCAAAGUUGUUAUCAUAAAAAUUAUCAUAAAAUAUGUACAUUGCCUAAUGAAUUUGAAAUCCUUGCAUUUAUCACUUAUGUAAAAUUCUUUAAUUUAUCUUAAAAAAUUUCUUUAAAUUGCAGAACGUUUGUCUAAAUGGCUUGCCAUUUUAAUUUCUAUUAAUCUUCCUCAAAUUUUAUUAUAGAGAUAACAAAACCAAACAAAAAUGGCUGUUUUUGUUAUACACCAUAAAAUUUACAAUAAUAGUCAUGUCUUAUCAUAAGAACAACACUUAUAAGGGAACAACCAGGGAAGAAUUUCUUGGUUUCGAGGGAGUGGAAUGAGUUCCUUUUAUUAACUUGAUAAUUAUUUAGUUUUGGUUUAUAAAUAUAAAAAGCUACUUUUAUUCAAGUUUUGUUAUUUUUUAAUAGAUUCUAUCCCUUUUUGUGUAAUUUAUGGGACACUUUAAAAAAUUAUCUGUAUAUGUAUUUCUCGAGUUUGGAGUAGGAGAGGAGGAAUGAAUGAUCAUCUAGCAAUGGUAAAAGGAAUGAUUGGGGCAAAAAAAAGUUGACAACCACGGCUAUAGCAUUUUAGAAUCACUAUGAACAUUUAUAUAUAGGUUUCUGCAGUGGCAAAAAAAUCAAGCAUAGAUUUCUAUUAAUUCGUUUUUUGUGAAAACCGUUGUUACCGUUUCAUUUGGAUAACAUACUUUAACUAAAAUUUUAUAUUCUACACAUUUACAUAAUUUCUAAAUUCCCGACUGUCAUGAACUGAUAGAAUAUAAAAUUAUGCAAGCUGUUAAUAGUGAAAAAUGAGAAACGUGCCAUUUUAAGAUUAAUAUCACAUAUUUAUUAGGUGGCUAGUGAAAUAUUUUAACUCAAAAUUAGAUUGAAUUCUUUGUGAACUGAAAAAAAUACUUUGAUCACAAAUAAUUAGAAAACAACUGUUAAUGAAUUCAUUGAUGCUUUAUUUCUUUGUUAGUAUUUUAUACAUUUUCAUGUAAUGUACGUCCUGACAGAAUGUUUAUACUCUGAUGUUGAGAAAGUUGUAAUGUAUUACAUAAAUAUUUGUUUGAAUAAUAUUUAGGGCAGUUCUUAUGCUAUUUGGUUUAUGCAUUUAUAGAUCACAUUUUGUAAUAUCUAGAGUGAUAUUUUAAAGAUAUUGUUACAUUUUUGUCUGUUUUAUGUUUUUUUAAUGUUUAUAAACAGGUAUUGUGUAAUUGCUUAUGAUACUACUUAAUUUUCUUGUUUUAUAAAUGUUUUAUUACUUCUUUGUCA